Protopolystoma xenopodis is the source of this 549-nucleotide messenger RNA. Lineage: Eukaryota; Metazoa; Platyhelminthes; Monogenea; Polystomatidea; Polystomatidae. The record is from the annotation of a GenBank genome assembly.
AUGCAGUUAAUCCGCGUAAUACCUCAAAAAAGGUGUAACUAUGGCGAUUCGGCACCCGACGAUUCUCACCCUCAUAUGCAUACAUCAAUACUCACCGAUGCUUUGCAGCCGUCAAAGCUUUCAGCUUCUGCUGGAACUGAGUGCUCGUCAAUCUCAUCUAUCUGCGAAACGUCUUCUCUAUAUCCCUCUAGCAUCAUUUCCAAGACACGAACUUACAAACCAGAAUCUCGGCUACAGACCAUCAGGUCCAGUCCUGUCACUCCUCUAAUACAAACCAAAUUCGUCCCGGUCUGCUUUAUGGCAAAUCAGAAUACUAGACAGCCGGAUGACUUCGUUCAUGGAGCGAGAUCAGCCUCAAUACAGCCUGUAUCUGGUACUGUCUGGUACUAUCAAGGUGAAAGGCAACCGGAGGCGUGUCGAUUGGCAGAACUACAGCGCUCACUUAGGUUCAUGUCUCUUCGCAACAUCGGGCCUGAGAUAGAGAAAGAAGGCGAAGAUGAUGAAUCCUGGGAUAUGAGUAGCCUUGAUGAAGUAAAAAGCCUACGAUAA